Molecule: messenger RNA, 2150 nt
Organism: Gadus macrocephalus (Pacific cod)
Lineage: Eukaryota; Metazoa; Chordata; Actinopteri; Gadiformes; Gadidae
Exons: 3
Coding region: 879-2150 (423 amino acids)
Source: RefSeq, a predicted model, not a curated record
AAGCGCGAAGCUGCCCCUGCAUCUCUGCACGUUAGUUGGCGGGCCGAGCCCCUCCUUCUCGCGUGUGCAUGCGUGCGCGCGUGUGCGUGUGUGUGUGUGUGUGUGUGUCCAGUCCUCCCAUAUUAAUGUGUAAACCACAUAAUAAGUAGUCAACAGAAGACAAUGUUUUAAUCCCACUUUAUAUCUCCUUGUUACUUUUAGAUGAGAACCCCUGGCCAGCCUUUCAGACUGGGUGUCAGGCUAGGGAAUUUAAAAACAGGCACCCUUGGUUAGAGUGGAGGGGAAAAGAGUUAGGUAAAUGUCAGCCAACAUACAGUUGGUAUACACAAUUGAAAUUCAUAAUGUUAAUCACUAUGCAAAUGAGAGUAUAGCUAAUUCAUGGUCAUUUUUAAGGUGCAGUAAUUUCACACUUUUACACUAUUCAAUUACUGUAUGGUAUGUUAGAUAACAAAAGUAAGAGCUCAAAUUAGAGCAAUUGAAAAAGUGAAACAUUAGUCUCCUGUCAUCUCCUUCUCAUGCACUGGUUAGCCAUGGUUGUAAAGAGUUCAUUAAAUUAUUUUGAGUAGAUUUUUUCCUUGUUUAGCAUGUGCUAUUGCUACUAUAGAUAUACAAAGGACAACUCGUCAUUUUUGUGUUCUAUUUGUUCAUACUGUUAUUAAAACUGAUAAACCUACUCAGCUUUCCAUGAUUGUUGAUAAUCGUUAUACUCUUAAAUCAGUGGGUUGUAGACCCCUGCGUUGGUGAGUGUGGUGCGACACCCCAUAAGCGCCACACACGUACACGUACCGGUGGGACGGGAUUGUACGAGGCUGGGAGGGAAUCAUCACAGUAUACCCACUACAAUAAAAUAGACUACACCACUGGGCGCACCCAUACACAUGGACUGUUAUGAGGGGAUUAGGAAAGCAGGGGAAGAGUGUAACAAUGCUGACACUAGAUAUAGUAAGAGUGAGGAUGAGGACGAAGAUGAGACAAGUGGUGAUGAGCACAGUAAUAAAGAUGUGAAAGAUGGUAAUGAGCGAAUUUGCGAAGGGCCUUCUCCUAGAAAGAAAAGGAGAGGAAAAAACACAAAGACGAGGACGAAGUCUCAGAAAAGGCAAACAAAAAAGAGUACUAAACUCAAGGGGGAGGGGUAUAGUGAGAGCCCAGCGACAGAGGAGCCUGGCUGCAGUACAUCAGUACUAAGCCUCACACCACUCGAGUUAGAUGAGAAACUAAGGAAAUCACAAAGGGGAAAAAAGGCACCCGAUACCGUCCCAGGAAUUUUUCCUAUUUUAGUCAAAGGACAACAGGUCCACUAUCAACCGUGGGGCUCACAGGACUUGGAGGGAGUCAUUUCUAAACUCCCUAACAUACAUAACGGGGCGUCUAAAUGGAUUAGAACAUUUGAGGAACUCACAGUGGGAAAGCUAAUGGCAGUGGGGGACCUGAAAGCUCUGUUGGCAAGAGUAUUGGGGUUAUCUAAAAUGGAGUCUGUACUGAGGAAUGGAGGGUUGGAUAUAAUGGACGUAAUGCAUGAUGGGACUAUGCUUGAUCGCUACAGAGUGGCGAUGUGGACCACACUCAGAAGGGAGUUCCCUACCCAUAUCGAUCAUAAAAACAUGAGAGGCCUCCCCAUCAAUGACACAGAGAAUCCUGCAUCCUACCUCCAGGCCCAAGUGGACAGAUGGCGCUUGGAGACGGAUGAGGAUCCUGAGAUCCAUCCUGUGUUUUCGGUCAUGUUCAGAAACUCUGUGAUAGAGAUUCUACCUAGCUCAAUCAAAGUUAAGCUAGAUGAUGUGGUUGGACUGGUUACAAAUAAAUCUCACAGAGACUUCUGCGAUCAUGUGGUUCAUGCAGUGGACAAAUAUCGGCAAAAUGAACACAAAAUACAGGAACAAAGCAAAGAGGUGCAGAGGAAGCUAUCUCAGCUUCAGUUGGAAGAACUCACAAAAAGAGAAAAGGAGAAGAAAAAACAGGCGGUUGUUUCCGAGUCUGUUGAUACAAUACUGCAAGCCGUCCAGCAGGGCGCACCACAAACCCAACCUCCUCAACAGGCAUUCUCCCCCCCAGUACAACAGCUUCAGAGCCAAUGGUCACCCACUCCACCUGCCAUAAAUAUACACACACAUAACAAUGGGAACCCAAUGGGACAGGGUAACGGCUAUUAG